Effrenium voratum is the source of this 1571-nucleotide messenger RNA. NCBI's taxonomy places the organism in Eukaryota, Dinophyceae, Suessiales, Symbiodiniaceae. The record is from the annotation of a GenBank genome assembly.
AGCUGUGUGGACCAGACACAGUGGACGGCAAUGGCUACUUUGAUACGCCUUUUCCUCGUCGCUCACCAGAAUCCCGCGAAGGUGGAAUGUGGUGAUGGCCUUCGACAACUCCGAUCUUGACCUGUUCAAGGAACAGGAGGGUAGAGAUGACUUGAACGACGACACAUUUGGGGAUGCAGCUAUCAUAGGAGAUGAUUGGCAGCCAUCCCCAGCACAGGAGGCUUUUCAGCGGGAACUUGAGCAAGCGCGGAGCAGCCCGACUUCAGGCUUUGGCAUUUCGCCUCCCCCAGGCUUAGGGCCCAAGGCGCGCCCAGAGGCAGUCAGGGAGCUGCGCACAUUGGGAGAAUUUGAAGCACUUCGCUCCCUGGGGCUAGACACGCCCCCGUCGCUGUUGGGAUGCCCGCCUCCAGCUGGACUCUUUGAAGGUUUGACUAUGACGCAGCCGGACUUGACAGCCGGCGUGCCCCUACAUUUUUCUCCACCGCUUGCUGGGAAGGGUUGGCCUAGAGCGCACGAUUUGGGCUUCCCAGGUCUGUUAGAAGUGCCACUUGCCCCCAGCCCAUGGCCUGGCUUCCCCCAAAUGGCCAUGCUGCAGGAAGCCGUCGGCAAAGAUGCGCAUUUCAAGAGGAUGGCAGGCCGUCCAGCGCAUCCUGUGCUUCCGCAGGCACACCAGGCACAGCCACAUCCCCGACCGCAUCCACUCACACAACCCAUGAGUGCUCACUUAUCGCACUUGUCACCUUUGCAUUCACAUCCUUUGCGCCCAGCGCAACUUGCCCACCCACCACGUCCUCAUCACGCGCCGCCCUUGCAUUCUGCCCUGGGCGCCAAGCCCACAAUAAUGUCAGUUGCAGAGCUGGAGGCGCAAAUGAUGGCAGAACAGCAGGAGGACAGACCGGGCAAGCUGAGUCGCACCCCUCCACUCCCUUCCACGCUGGCUGCUAGCACCUCUCCACCCGGCUUCGCGCCUGAGAGGCGGGAAUCCGUUCUCUUGACCGAGCACCUGUCCUUCAACGCAGAAAGCCCGGAACAGGAGGCAAUGAUUGCUCCCUUCACAGAGGCACACCGGCGAGCAGCGCUGGCGGAAGAUCACAGCGAGCCUCAAAUUCUGCAAGCGUUCCAGAAGCCUGAAACUUCGAAGAAGCAUGUUGGCCUGAUGACGGCAAGUGACAAGGAGCUGAUUGUCCGCAUUCAACUCAAUCAGCUGGCCGCCAUCGGCGAGGUGAGGGAGGCCAAGGAGGAUGCAGGCAAGGGGAAGUCGUCCCGCAUGGUAGCUGGGAAUCCGCGUGCCUCUCUUGACGUGUCCGGGCAGCCUGCGCAUACAAAAAAUGCUGCGCAGCUUGCCUGCAACAAGGCAUUCUGACCUAAAAACCUGCGAUCGCGGUGGGUGAGAAGUCCAGGAUCGGGGAUGGGACAUAAAUGCGUGAGAGCCUAAACCUCCAGCAAGGCCAUUCAGUUUUGCCAGGCUGCCGUCUGGAAUGCCUGCAAACAUUAUAUUUAGACGGCUUUUCACAUGCCAGAGUUCCUGAACAUUUGUAGGAUUUCCAGCAAUUGCGAGAUCUUUGGCAGGA